CUGUACAGGCGCCACAAGCAUUUCAGGGAGAUUACCGUGACCGACCUUACGCGGUAUUCGGAACUUGUUAUCCGGCAGCAGGUUGAGCAGCUCGAGAUUUUCACGCCGUUCGAGACUGCAAAUCGCUACAGCAUUCACACAUCCGACGGCGCGCAGUUGAUGUACGCGUACGAGGAGUCAGGCAACAUGAGCCGCCAGUUCGCGGGAUCGCACCGCGCACUGUCCAUGCAUGUCGUGGACGGCAACAACAACCCUGUGCUGAAUGCGAGCCGAGACUUCUUCUGGUUCCGCUCCCACUUGCGGGUCAGCGUGGACGGCAGUCAGAUCGGCACGCUGAAUCGCCUAUUCGGAUUGGGGCGCAAGUUCUCGCUUGUAGACGCUAGUGAGCGCGAAAUCACCCAAAUGACCAGUGGGCUAUUCCGCCCGCACACCUUCAUAGCCAAGAACGCGAGUGGCGGCGAAAUGGCGCGCGUCACCAAGCAGUGGAGCGGAUUCGGCCGCGAGAUGUUCACUGACGCCGACACCUUUGUUGUGCAGUUCACAGACGGCAGCACGGACCAGGAGUUUCGCCUGCUGAUGCUCGCCUCUGCCUUCGCCAUUGACCUGGACUUCUUCGAGGGCAACAACGACUAG
This is a messenger RNA of Geodia barretti, 633 nucleotides long. The record is from the annotation of a GenBank genome assembly. NCBI's taxonomy places the organism in Eukaryota, Metazoa, Porifera, Demospongiae, Tetractinellida, Geodiidae.